Messenger RNA from Rhinolophus ferrumequinum (greater horseshoe bat), 1680 nucleotides. RefSeq names its product chromosome 12 C9orf85 homolog (gene C12H9orf85). Lineage: Eukaryota; Metazoa; Chordata; Mammalia; Chiroptera; Rhinolophidae. Bases 63 to 548 code for a protein of 161 amino acids. The record is from RefSeq and is a predicted model, not a curated record. The transcript is spliced from 4 exons.
CCUUGCCUUUUGGUCUUUCUUCAUCUUCCUUGUUUCAGCGCGUGUUGAUUGUGGUUUCGGUGAUGAGCUCGCAGAAAGGCAACGUGGCUCGUUCCAGGCCUCAGAGGCACCAGAAUACGUUUAGUUUCAAAAAUGACAAGUUUGAUAAGAGUGUUCAGACCAAGAAAAUUAAUGCAAAACUUCAUGAUGGAGUAUGUCAGCGCUGUAAAGAAGUUCUUGAAUGGCGUGUAAAGUACAGCAAGUACAAACCAUUAUCAAAGCCUAAAAAAUGUGUUAAAUGUUUACAAAAGACGGUGAAGGAUUCUUAUCACAUAAUGUGUAGACCAUGUGCCUGUGAACUUGAAGUCUGUGCAAAGUGUGGAAAGAAAGAAGACAUUGUUACACUGUUUAAUAAAGAACCAGAAAAGACAGAAAAUACUGAAAAUAAUGUACGUUCCAAGUACAGAAGAAGCUGCAGCAAAAAUGAAGAAAAAAGUGAUGAAGAUUUAGAUUUUGAUAUUGAUUUAGAUGACUCAGAAGAUGACAAUCAAACAAGUGAGCAUAACUGAAUCAGAGUUUGAAAAUAUGAAAUUCUUAACAACUUUUGACUGUUACAGUCAUACUUUCACAAAAAAUUACUGUGAAAUCCUAGUGAGGAAAUCGGAAAAACCUAUAAAAAAUGGCAACAUUUAUACAUGGACAAUAUAAAUUGUGUAUAUUUGAAUAACUAUAAAACUUUCAUCUAGAGUUUUCUUAUAAUAAUUUCUUAAGUAGCAUAUGCUAACAUAUCUGCCCAAAUGAGCAUUGAGUUAUGUUGCCGUUCAUGGGAAUUAUUUAGAAAAGUACACAAAGUAAACAAGAUUCAGUUUGAUGGUUGUGUAAGAACUAUCUCAUGGAAAAAUCAGACAACAUUAUUAUAUAAGUAGCCUCAAAAGUUGGUACUCAUUAUGUACCUUUUGAUAAAUUGAUCUCAAGUAAAUGGCCUACGUAGUAAGAGCUCCUUUCUUUUGUUUGGUUGUUAUAAAGCAAAAUAUUUAUUUCUAAAAUAAUAAUGUUUAACAAAUAUAUAGCAAUUUUUCUUUGAAAGUAUUUUUAUAUACCUCAUCAUAUUUUUUAUCAUUUCUUUUGUGAAAUAUACAUAUGGAAAAAUGCAUAAAAUAUGUAUGUAUAGUUUAAUAAAUAAUUAUAAAGAUAAGUCAUACAUAUCUAUCACCCAGAUGAAGAAACUGAAACUACUCCUAAACAGUAUAAAUUAGCUUUGUUUGAUUUUUUUUUCUAUUUUGAAAAUCUUAAACAUGAAGAAAAAUAGCAAAAUAGUACAAUGAACUUUUGUACUCCUCACCUAGGUUCAUAUUUAACAUUUUGCCAUGUUUUCUUUGUAUCUGAAUGUAUGUUUUGUAUCUAUAUAUGGACAUGGAUGUAUAUUUUAUUUGCUGAACCAUUUGAAAAUAAGUGGCAGGCAUUGAUUUUAAACUUUUCAUGAACAAAUUUAUACUAUCCACAUUAAUUUGUAUCUCUUUAUUUCAUUAUUAUGAAAUUUGUGAAAUUGAUCCAUGUUGUUGCAAGAGCUCUGAUUUGUCCAUUUUACAUGACUGUGUUUUAAUCCAUUUAAUCCAUGCAUACUACAAUUUAUACUCUCUAAUAUUGAGGAACAUUUGAGUUAUCUUAAUUUUUUUCUAUUAAAAACAAUACUUCCGUGAA